Molecule: messenger RNA, 903 nt
Organism: Komagataella phaffii GS115
Lineage: Eukaryota; Fungi; Ascomycota; Pichiomycetes; Pichiales; Pichiaceae
Exons: 1
Coding region: 1-903 (300 amino acids)
Source: RefSeq, a predicted model, not a curated record
AUGUCCUUUGUACAAGAUUACACUCAAGCAACUCCCUCACAUCACUACAAGAUCUCUCCUAAGAGAAUGCAGAGCCAACUGGUAAUGACCCCUUCUCCCACUCCGACGAAAAAACGCCGUGGUAGACCACCUAACAUGGCCACCAUGAUUCCAGAUGCUCAAGGAUAUUCCACGAGGUUCACAUCCAUCUCUACUAGCAACGCCUCUACAAGCUCAGCAGCUGCACUGAGAAAUGGAUCUCCCAACUUCAGCUCUCCCCUUAUGAGAGUAGGCUCCAAACUAAAAACUCCCAGGAAGAGACAAAGAAGUAGCGAUAGUACCAUUACGCCGACGUCUUCUAUUAGAUCUACAAACAAAGAACAAAUUGAUUUCAACCAGUUCAGUCUGCCAAAGACACAUGCAAUCCUUCAGAGUGUUUUGGGUGACGACAUGGGCAAUAUAAAUCAGCUUGUUACACCGCCAAUGCAGAGUCACAGUCAUUUUCCAGAUGUCUUGGAGAUGACACCGAACGUCAAUCCUUCCUUGCUUUUAUCGUCUCCCAUGACUCAGGUUUCCGACAAUCUUGCCCAGUUUAUAUCCAGAACUCCCCGCAAACCGGCACUGAAGGAAAAUAAAAUGGAGCCAUGCAUAUCUCUCACAGUAACAUCAGAUGGAAAGGCUGUCAUCAAAGAAAAGCUUAGUUUUGUGAAACAAGUUUCUUACAAGACGACUACGUUGACAAGGAAUCCCAUGAGGCCCAAAAAGCACAAUCAAAGUCUGAAGCUAGGAUCUGACCCUCUAUUGGGAGGGUUUUCCAAUUCUGAUCUACUAAAUAUGACAAGCAGUAGUGACGAUAAUGAUGAAGAUAGGGAAAAGGAAGAUGAGAUAGAUGCUCGGCAGGCACUAUUAAGGGUAUUUGGGUAG